AUGGGAAACUCUGCUAAACAGGUUUCAAAAGAAUCAAACACCAAAUCUGGAAAAUUUGGAAAAUUUAUCAAAAAUUCAAGUAAUAAAUUAAAAAGAUCAUUUGAUGUAUUCAAUAAUAAAAAUUAUGAAAAUCAAUAUGAAACUUUAGAUGAGUUAGAAAAUGGGAAUGAAGAUUAUGAAGAUGAUGAAGAUCAAUAUGAUGACCAAGAUGAUGAGGAUGAAAGAGAUCGUAAAAAAAUUAAACAAAGUGUGGAUUUAGUUGAUGAUUAUAAUAAUGAUUCUAAUAAUGUUGUACUAGUGGAUGAUGAUAGUGAUGCUGAUUAUGAAACCAAACAAAAUGGAGAAUCAGUUAAAGAAGUGAUACCCAAAGAACAAGAACCCCAAGAAGAAGAAGAAACAAACACAACAAUCAAAACAGGUAAUGAUCUUGAUGAUAAUAAUGAUUUCAUUUCAUUAAAUUUUUCAGAUUCAGAUGAUCAAGAUGAUGAACAAAGUGAAUUAGAUAAUGAAGAAGAUGCAUAUUCAAUGGAUGAUGAUGAAUCAAAUCCAAAUAUUGGAGGUACAAAAAUAAAAAAUGAUGUUCCAUGGAUUAAAAAUCAUGAUCAUUCAACUCAAAAAGAAAUUGCUGAUUGGUUAACUUUAGAAAUUAAAGAUUUUAUUGCAUAUAUUUCUCCAUCAAAAGAAGAAAUUGAAUUAAGAAAUAAUACUGUACGGAAACUUCGAGAAGCUAUUAUGGAAUUAUGGCCAGAUUGUGAAGUUCAUGUUUUUGGAUCUUAUGCAACAGAUCUUUAUUUACCAGGUUCUGAUAUUGAUAUGGUUAUUGUUUCAGAACAUGGUGGUUAUGAAUCAAGAAAUUCUCUUUAUUCAUUAUCUUCAUUUUUAAAAAGAAAAAAUUUAGCUAAAAAUGUCGAAGUUAUUGCAAAAGCAAAAGUUCCAAUUAUUAAAUUUACUGAAUCUACUUCAAAUAUUCAUAUUGAUGUUUCAUUUGAAAGAACUAAUGGUAUUGAUGCUGCUAAAACUAUACGGUCUUGGAUCACUGAAACUCCAGGGUUAAGAGAAAUUGUAUUAAUUGUUAAACAAUUUUUAUCGUCAAGAAAAUUAAAUAAUGUUCAUGUUGGUGGUCUUGGUGGCUAUUCAAUUAUUUGUCUUGUUUAUUCAUUUUUAAUUUUACAUCCAAGAUUAUCAACUGGUAAUAUAUCACCUUAUGAAAAUUUAGGUGUGCUAUUAAUUGAAUUUUUUGAAUUAUAUGGUAAAAAUUUUGGUUAUGAUAAUGUUGCAAUUUGUGUUGAACCUGAUAAUGUUUGUUAUUUAAAUAAAAAAUAUUAUCCAGAUUUACAAGGUCGUUCAUCAUUUGCAUUAUCUAUUCAAGAUCCUUCAGAUCCUUCAAAUAAUAUAAGUAGAGGUUCUUUUAACAUUAGAGAUAUUAAAAAGGCAUUUGCAGGUGCUUAUGAAUUAUUAACUAAUGGAUGUUAUGAUUUAGAUACAGCAACUUAUAAACAAAGAAUUGGGAAAUCUAUAUUGGGUAAUGUUGUUAGAUAUAAAGGUGCAGCAAGAGAUUUUAAUGAUGAAAGAAGUUUAGUUAUUAAUGAAGCAUUAAAUGAUGAUGGUGCAAGUAUUGUAUCAAAAAGUAAAGUAUAUUUUUCUGAACAAGAUCUUUCAUCUGAUGAUGAUUUUGUUCCUUUAAAAACUAAAGAAUCCAAAACUAACAAACCAAAGCCUAAUGUGGAUAAAUUAAUGGGAUUAGAAGAUGAAGAUGAUGAUUCAAGUAAUGAUGAAAAAUUAAACAAUAAGAUAAAGAAGAAAAAUUCAAAUUCAAGUUUGACUAGAGAUGAAAGAAGAGAUUUUUGGUUACAAAAGGGUAAAUCAUUAACAUAA
This is a messenger RNA of Hansenula ciferrii, 1875 nucleotides long. RefSeq names its product Poly(A) RNA polymerase protein 1. The record is from RefSeq and is a predicted model, not a curated record. Bases 1 to 1875 code for a protein of 624 amino acids. Gene Ontology annotation, biological process: RNA 3'-end processing. NCBI's taxonomy places the organism in Eukaryota, Fungi, Ascomycota, Saccharomycetes, Phaffomycetales, Wickerhamomycetaceae. The transcript has a single exon. Gene Ontology annotation, cellular component: TRAMP complex; nucleolus. Gene Ontology annotation, molecular function: mRNA binding; poly(A) RNA polymerase activity.